This is a messenger RNA of Pelagomonas calceolata, 732 nucleotides long. Lineage: Eukaryota; Pelagophyceae; Pelagomonadales; Pelagomonadaceae. The record is from the annotation of a GenBank genome assembly.
CUCUUGAGCUCGCCAUCCUUCGAGGGCGUCUGGCGAGUUGCUACUAGCAAAAAGCGCACCUGGCUGCUACGUUGCGCCGCCAAUAGAGCUCGCCUCAACUCGAGCGCAGGGCAAGCAGAAUACCCGCGGCGGCUUUCAAUCGAUCAGUCCUCGCCGCCGUUGCAACGAGACGCGCCACGAUGCCGCGUGGGAGGAGAGCAGCCCUCUUGCUGGCAGCAGCAAGCCCAGCAAGGGCUCUGCUGGCGCCGCAGACUGUGACGAGGACGCAGACACGACGAAACCUCGCGACGACGCCCGACGAGAUCUCGCACGCCGCCCAUUACAACGCCUACGACUACAACGCGGAGUCGCAGGGCGCCAGCGAGGACGACUGGCGGUCGAUGGCAACAGCGGCGGGCGCCAUCGACGAAGACCCGGCCGAAAAGUGGGCGGGCCUCUUCACGCCGUGGGACGCUUCGCAAGAAACAGCAGCAGAAGACACGAGCCUAGAGAAAAUCUACGCUGUGCAGCGCGAUCCGGUCAACCUGCCGCCGCUCCCGCAGGAGAACUGGGGCGGGAUGUUCUCGCCGUGGGAAGCCGAUGACACCUCGCUCAAUAAGAUCUACGCCGUGCAGAGCGACCCGGUCGCGCAAGUCGUCCCGCACUACGAGGUGGGCUUUGAGCCCGAGGAGGUGCCGCAGGCGGGCGUCGCGCCGUGGAACGCUAUUCAAGCAUAAGGCUAGUUAUGUGUUU